Molecule: messenger RNA, 12580 nt
Organism: Equus caballus (horse)
Lineage: Eukaryota; Metazoa; Chordata; Mammalia; Perissodactyla; Equidae
Gene: CSRNP3
Product: cysteine and serine rich nuclear protein 3
Biological process (GO): regulation of transcription by RNA polymerase II
Cellular component (GO): nucleus
Molecular function (GO): sequence-specific DNA binding; DNA-binding transcription factor activity, RNA polymerase II-specific
Source: RefSeq, a predicted model, not a curated record
UAAUAAUGCUAGCUCCUAGGACAAUGCAUUUAAUGCAUUUAUGUUUAACUAUAGUAAUAUAUUACAUACCUACAUUAAUCUGUUGUGUGCCUUUUAUUUUUCAUGUUCUAUUUCUUUUGAUAGAUGGAAAAUAUUAUUGCAUAAAACCUCAUUUCAUAGAUAUUAUUCACUCACUAAUGGACAAAAACAAAUUAGCUUAAUUUUAAAAAGAAGAAUGGAUUAUGUGGUGAUGCCUAUUUCCAUUGACUUACCGUUUAGAAAAGGAGAAUAUGUGCUUUCAUGUGUAUUUAUAAAAAUAUGUACACACAUGACCUUCUGUAUCUCGAAAAUAACCACUUCUUAGGUUUAUGAGCAAUAGAGAAGUUUAUGUUUUAAAUGGAGAGACUGUUGUGUGUAGGAAGGCAAGGGAAGAAAUAAUUCUAGCAAAUAAUAGCAGAACAUUGAACAUCUUUGCCAAAGGCAGGCAAGCAUUACUGCUACAAGAAUCUUUAGAUUUAAAUACAUAGUUUAAGUUCGCUGUAUAUUUUUACUGCUGUAUUGUUUUAAAGGCAUCCUGGGACCUAAAUUCCUUACAAUUAAUUUCUUGGACACCAUUUAGGAUGAUCGUCUUUAAGACACCAGGACACAUUUAACGUUUUAUAGAAUUACUAUAGUGACUUCAUGUAUUUGUCUAGUAACUAAAAUAAAUUUAUGCCUGUAAGAUGCUGUUUAAACCACAACAAAAAAGAAAUACCCCAUGUCCCUGAUUAUGCGUGCAAUAUGUAUUCCCAUGGAAAAGAAAUAGCUAUGUUUCAAAAACAAGAGAAGUUAAUGAAAAUUUUAAAUUGGCCUUCCACAUGUAUUUAAAUGAAGUAUUUGACUAUUUGGGUUUCCUUGGUUACCAUAGUCGCUGCUGACAGCUUCUUUUGGUGGGGAGGAGGGGAAGCAGGACUUUAAAACAAAGGGUUAAAAACACUUCUCCAUUAAUAGACACGGGGGGCUGUGAUGCUGACAGCCGGGUGAAAUCCGUGCCCACUCCCCCGCGCGGAUUCCGGCUCUCCGGUGAUUCAGGUAUUCUGGCAGAACUGCGGUUCCACAAUUCCUUACCCAGCAUUCCGUCUCAGCUGCUGGAGGGCUGCCUGAGCCUUAUGCAAAUGAGACCAGCUCUGAGGCUUUGACUGCAGAAACGAGAGGAGGGGGGGCAGAAGGGAGUUCAAAGGUCACAGGGCUGGUGGAAAGCUGGAUCAGUUGCCCGAAAAAAAAAUGCCCUGGACUCCUCUGCAGCAGUGUUUUGCAGCAGUUAAAUGCACUGUGGUUGAUUUCUCAGAGUGAAGAUUUUACAGCGUAUGUGCCGUAGUCGCUUAAAGUGCACGCAGGUACAUGUGACAGCGCUGCAGCUAUGAGUGGAAUUUUAAAGAGGAAGUUUGAAGAAAUUGACGGCUCCUCACCCUGCUCCUCUGUGCGGGAAUCAGAUGAUGAAGUUUCCAGCAGUGAAAGUGCUGACAGUGGGGACAGUGUCAAUCCAUCCACUUCUAAUCAUUUUCCCCCUUCCUCCAUUCUCAAAAGGGAGAAGCGGCUGAGGACGAAGAAUGUGCAUUUUAGUUGUGUCACCGUGUACUACUUUACCCGGAGGCAAGGCUUCACCAGCGUGCCCAGUCAAGGGGGCAGCACCCUGGGCAUGUCCAGCCGUCAUAACAGCGUGCGCCAGUACACUCUUGGCGAAUUUGCGAGAGAGCAGGAGAGGCUCCACCGGGAGAUGUUGAGAGAACACCUCAGGGAGGAAAAACUGAACUCUUUAAAACUAAAGAUGACUAAGAACGGCACGGUGGAAUCUGAAGAAGCUAGCACUCUUACAGUGGACGACAUUUCUGAUGAUGAUAUUGAUUUAGACAACACAGAGGUAGACGAGUACUUCUUUCUACAACCCCUGCCAACCAAAAAACGGAGGGCACUGCUGCGGGCCUCUGGAGUGAAAAAGAUUGAUGUGGAAGAAAAGCAUGAGCUGCGAGCCAUCCGCCUAUCGCGAGAGGACUGUGGCUGUGACUGCCGAGUGUUCUGUGAUCCAGAAACAUGUACCUGCAGCCUGGCAGGCAUUAAGUGUCAGGUGGAUCGAAUGUCUUUCCCAUGUGGCUGCACUAAAGAAGGAUGUAGUAACACAGCAGGUAGAAUUGAAUUUAAUCCUAUCCGUGUCCGGACUCACUUUUUGCACACAAUAAUGAAACUUGAACUGGAGAAAAACCGAGAGCAGCAAAUCCCCACACUGAACGGCUGCCACAGUGAGAUAAGUGCUCACAGUAGUUCCAUGGGCCCUGUCGCUCACUCCGUAGAAUAUUCUAUCGCAGACAAUUUUGAGAUUGAAACUGAACCCCAGGCUGCUGUGCUGCACCUGCAGUCUGCUGAGGAAUUAGAUUGCCAAGGAGAGGAGGAGGAGGAGGAGGAGGACGGGAGCAGUUUCUGCAGCGGAGUCACUGAUUCUAGUACACAAAGCUUGGCACCUAGCGAGUCCGAUGAGGAGGAGGAAGAGGAAGAGGAAGAGGAGGAGGAGGAAGAGGAUGAUGAUGAUGAGAAAGGGGACAGCUUCGUGGAAGGUUUGGGUACCCACGCUGAAGUUGUUCCUCUUCCUUCCGUCCUUUGUUAUUCGGACGGCACUGCCGUUCACGAAAGCCACACAAAAAAUGCUUCUUUUUAUGCCAACUCUUCAACUCUGUAUUACCAAAUAGAUAGCCACAUUCCAGGAACUCCUAACCAGAUCUCUGAGAACUAUUCUGAAAGAGAUACUGUCAAAAACGGUACCCUCUCGCUGGUGCCUUACACCAUGACCCCGGAGCAGUUCGUUGACUAUGCCCGACAAGCAGAAGCCUACGGCACCUCCCACUACCCAGCUGCCAACCCCUCGGUCAUCGUUUGCUGCUCCUCUUCAGAAAAUGACAGCAGUGUGCCCUGCAAUAGCCUAUAUCCUGAACACAGGUCCAGUCAUCCUCAAGUGGAAUUUCACUCAUACUUGAAAGGCCCCUCCCAGGAAGGGUUUGUCUCUACAUUGAAUGGUGACAGUCACAUUUCAGAGCAUCCUGCUGAAAAUACUUUGAGCCUUGCAGAAAAGAGCAGAUUGCACGAAGAGUGCAUCAAAUCACCCGUGGUUGAGACCGUCCCUGUUUAGUAGCUUAAGUUAUUCUAGGACCAACUCUUCUCCUAUUUAAAGCUCUGUAUUUAAUUGGAUUUCCUGGGCUCAUGGUGGUUUAAACUGAGGACCAAGAAAACUUGGACUGUGGUGAAUCUUCCAGACUGUAUUUUGUUUUCUCCUUUUUAGCUACGUGACUGUGGCAUUGCACAAAUACAGUCUCUCUGCGGAUUUUAAAAGAUUUCAGACUGUUUUGAUAGAAAAUGCUAAUUUUAAAAAAGCAUAUCUCACAGUUGCCUACCUGUCAAACUGUGUGAAACCUGCCAAGCUGUGUAGAUCAGAGCUCCAAGUUUUGGAUUAUCGGGCCUGUGCAAGAUUGUUAACUAAGACUGGGAAAUAAGAUUUAGAGUCCUAAUUUUCGAUAUAUCUGAAGAUGAUGGUGACUUUUUAAUGUAAAAGUAAUUAUUGUAAGAAAAAGAUUUAAUCGUUUCAUGUGUAUUUUAUUUAUGGUAGUUAGAAGUCAUGUUUUGAUGAAAAUGAACAGCAGCAUGUUCUUUUAAGCUGAAGAUGCAUAGUUAGAUACCACCGAGCAUGCCCACAUGGAUUGCAUCUGAAAUCCAUUCACGUUUUUAUGAUCAUGACUGAUCAGAUUUGCAAAUACUUUCUUAAGGGUGAAAUAGGCCUAUUUUUGCUAUUUUGGACAAAUAAAUGAGUCUAUAUGUGCAGGUCCUUACACAGUUUUCUCUAAAGUUAAGAGUUAGGACAAUCCUCUGGUGAGGGUCGAGUUCAUUGCCCUCCCUCAGUUGACUCCAGAGAUGGAGGUAGAAGGAAUUGCCUUUCUUUUUUAAACAGCAUCAUCUUGGUUCUUAGCUUGGACAGCACCUUUAAACUCUACUCCCCUACAUUAAAAUGCACUUUAGUGCCCCUUCAUGGUACCUUCUGAGGGGUGGGGACUGAGAACUCUUUGAGAUGAAAAAUUAAAAAAAAUUUUUUUUAAAUCUGUAACUAUUAUAGGGUUCAUAUAAUUAAUCUAGAGGAAUCAUCCAAUGAUACCUUACGAAGGAAAAAUGACCUAUUUUCCUUCGCCACUCUGAAGACCUAACUCUGUAAAAGCAGAGGAGGCUGAGGGAACGUGGAAGAGACACAUCCUCAGCGACCAGCCUUUUCUACAGCGUGACUAAUCCAUCUCUACAAAAUGAGUGUAUAAUGACAUUUCCAUUUAGUGACUAGCUGAUCGAAGGGGGGCCUCUACCCGAAUACUCAGCGAGGCCUUACUUUUCUGAAGCAUUUUGAUUUCUCUUGCCUGGGACAAUUAGCAGAAUAGUCCAGAAUGCAUUGAGUACUUUCUAAUUACCUCACGUUCUCUUAUUAAAGGGGACAGAUAGAAAUAAAACAUGCCCUCCCCACCUUUAGAUUCUCUGCACUUGGUUCGUCGGAGGACUUCUAAGAUCCCGUUUUCCUGUAAAUUAAUUUAGGUAACUAAAUAGUGUGUUCUACAUUUUUUUCAAUGCAGUAUGACUAUGCUAAAUCUGUUUCACAUUUUUGACCUUAUCAUUUCACGUUUUAUGCCUCUUUGAAAUGUGGACAUGCCUUGCUAUUCAGUGACUGCAUUGCUAUUUGCUUUUUAUGUCUUUUAGCCUUGGAUGUUUAGAAAUAUGGAUAUAAAUGUUUUGUAGCUCUUAAUUCCUUAAAAAAAUAUUAUUUUGAUCUAGAGAUCAAACUCUUUGAUCUAGAGAAAGUCCUCCAAUGGAAAACUUUCUACUAAAACUUGAUUCGGGGAAAACAUGUUUACUUGGCAGCUCUUCCACUGUGCAGUUGGUUCCUGCCCCUUCUCUACCCAGGACUGGGCCAAAUUUAUAACCAUAAAUAUUAACAUUAAAGGAGUUUGGGGUUUGUCCUUAUGGAGGUAGUAGUAAUGAGGGCAGGGAUGUUCCUUUUGAAUGAUAAGCCCUUUGGGCUAACCAGAUUGGGGUUUUGCUCAAAUCUCUGUAGUAUAUCCCAUGUUGACUACAAAGUGACAGUUUUUAGUGCUUGAUCUCCAACUUUUUUCCCCCAUCAAUACAAUCUAAAGAGCACAGGCCCAAAGAGAAAAGGACAAACGGCUACUGUUCCUUCAUUCAAGCACGUGAAAGAAUCAUGUGUGCCAUAUUUUCUGGAUCAUUACAAGCCCUUGAAGUAUUCACAUGUGAAGCACUCAGUUUAUUCUUGAAACAAAAUGUGGCAGAGUGGGGGAGAGGCAACUGGCUGGGGCAGGCAGAGUUGAAAGGUAGAAUGUCAGUCCAGUUUCUGAAAGUAUGGAUAUUUAAUUUAGUUCAGCUUUAUUUUCACAAGAAGGUUGACAUCUACUUCUUUACGUUUAGCUGGGUCUCUGUUUUGUAGCUUCAUUUCCCAAAGGAUGCUUAACCUAGAAACAGGCAAACACAAAACCAGAGCUUUUUCCCCUAUCUGUCUAACCGGGGUUGAAAGUUACUGCUACACAGAAGACUAACCUUCGAAUCAUGACAGCUUCCAUUCCAAAUUUUCAUAUGCAUAAUCUAACCCCUAAACAUCUCCCACAAUCUACCUACACAGAUUACCUGUUAAAACAUCCCUACUUCCUCCUCCCGCCCCAACACACACACACACACACACACACACACAAAUAGAUGUAUACCACACACUGGAGAAUGACAGAUUUUAGGCAAUGGCCAAUGAGUACUGAAUUUUUCCCACCCUAGAAUCUGGUUGGGUUUUAUGAUCUAAAAAUGCGAUCUGGAAAAGAGGAUAAUUUUUAAAGCUAUAGUUUGAAAAUAUUGGGUCAAAGUUGCAAAGAAUACUAGUGAUGAAAUCAUUUUCAUUGUUACUUACUUUCCCAGAAAAGCUGAGAGAACAGAGUGUUCCAUCUGACUUUUUUUCCUUUAAUAGCCCUUUAUUCAACAAAAACUGCCCACAUGCCAGGAAAGUGCUACAGUUUUUCUAAGCUUUUUAAAAUGGGGAUCGAGCUAGAUGCAGCCAGUUGGGAUAUUUAAGAUCUUUAUGCCAAGACACAAUAACCUGACCUGCAGCUGUUCUAUUGCCCCCUUAGCACAUCUAACCAAAUUAUAGUCUUUUUUGACACACAGCUUUUUAGUCAUUCACUGUCAAUGGCAAAGCUUCUUGCCUUGGUGCCUGUUGUUUUAGUACCAGCCCUAUACCUUUUAUUGGGGCUUAAUUCCCAGUUAUAAUCCAGGCCAAAUUGAUUUGCAAGUCAAGUGGCUGAAGCAGCUUGCAUUUCCUUUGUUAUUCUAGGUUUCCUUUGAGAGAAGAAAGUCAAUGAAAGAGAUUUACUUAAGUUUUUUCUCCAUCUCUUGAUCUUUGAUUAUUAAGACCUAAGUAAAAUCCGUUUGUCUCAUGUCUUUUGGUUAAUUGAAUAGCAUAGUUGCUUUUUGACAGCCAAGCCUUUUCUUGUGAUGAAACUGUAUUUUUCCCAGUGUGCCAGCCACAUAUAAAAUGUGAAAUUAAUAUUUAUUAGAGUGAUAAAAUCCUCACAAUCAUAUAUGGCCCAGCAAUACCCACCCUCGGAAGAAAAAGCUAUGACUUACAGAAACACUGGCCAUAAACUAAUAGAGAAGCAAAGAGAUUAUAAGUGAUUAUGUUCUUUAAAAUUUUGCACUCUGACAGAUGACUUCUAGGCAAAAUUCUGAUUUAGUUGUCAUUAAACAGGAAAAUAUGUCAUGAUUUAUUUCGUAUAAAUUGAUAUAUCACUGGUUCUUUGAUUAAACCUCUGACAUUUUUGUACAAGUUUAUAACCCUUUCAUUGAUAUUUAGAAUUUAUUAAGUAUCAGUACUUUCUUUCAAUAAAUAUUUAUUGAACACCUACUAUGUUAGAGGAGCUGUCCUAUGUGGUAAAAAGAGGGGAACAAUACAAAUUUUAAGGGAUUAUGAUGAUGACGAAGAGUAGUAUGAAAUAAUCAAGCCUCAAUGUAAUCCUUUUAAUUUGUGAUUUUAUAAAUUGAUAUUAGAAAAAUGACAUCAAUUCUCAUCUAAUUAUAUGCAAGCUGCAACUAAAAGGAUACUUCUUUUUCGAAAAUUAAUGGAACUCGCUGGAUCCUCCUUCUGUCUCCCCCAUCUGAAAUUUAUGAAUUAAAUCUGGACUCAGCUAGAAGAACUGGAUUGAAUGAAAAAGAAAUAUUGAGCUAAUUGCUUCUUCAGUGUUAGACCUAGAGAAAUGAUGCUAAACUUACACCAGCAAACUCCUACCAGACAGUUUCAAAGGCAGGUUGACUCAUGCAUAACCCAGGAAACAUUUCAGGAAACCUUUGAAACAACAAUGUGGAGCACAAUCACUGCUACUUCUAUUUCUAAACAGCCUAUCGAAAUAGCAAAACCCUAGUUCCAAGUUCCAAAGGCAUUACCAUGCAACCUGUAGAAAACAGAGAGGUCAUUUGGCCCCCAUACUUUUAGCUGGGGUGACAAACCAUCAAAUUAGCAAGUGGAAAAUUGACAUCUUCAGAAGUCAACCAGAGACUGCCUUUUUAAAAGAUGCCACAAAGCCUUCCAUUUCUCCAAAUAUGACUUAAUCUUUCUCUUUAAAAUGGCAUCUACUCCGUAUUCUCUCACAGAGUUAAGAGUGUCAUUAUUGAAGUCAGUGUAUAAAAUAUCAACCUGAAAUGGGAAUUACCCUCAUACUUUCAAAUGCAAGACUUGUCUGUAAUUUGAAACUGGAACUAUUAAAGCCUUAAUCACUCUUAGCUCUAAACACGAAUUUGUGACUACAGAUUACAUUAUUCUUUCUGAGAUCUGCUAACUUGUGCUCAAGUAACAUAAACGUUUAAGCCAAAUGCCACAGAUUUGCACAAACAACACAGUUCAUCAGAUGGUUUCUGUAGCAUUAAAGAAUUUAAUUGACUUAAUUUAACUGAAUAUCAGUAAAUUGAAAACUUACCAGAAUUAUGGAAGUUCAGGUGGGGUGAGGAUAAAAUAUAAGUUUAAUAAGUGGUGGUGUCUUCUAGGAACCAUAAAGUUUUAGCAGAGCUGAAAUGCUAGAACUUUAUUAUACUAGAAAAACUAGAUUCACAAAUGGCAGCCCGAACCCUAGAAGGGGCAGUUACAAUGUGGACACCCUCCCAACCCAGUUGGUACUCACAUCUGCUGCCCACCAUCCACAUCAAUUAUGUCUUAUAAUCUACAAAUCAUUUGAGGCUUUGAAAAAUUAAAAAAAAGAGCUACAACAUGCUAAAGAAACUAUUUUUAAGGUUUAAACACAUUUUAUAUUGAAAUGACUGUCAAAAAUAAUGAAUAUGGAAAUAAAAGAGUUCUUUACCAUUUUACCUGCCAAAUCUGUAUAUUCAAUGGGACUCUUUAAAAAAACAGUCACUUCUAAGUUUUGCUUCAACUCCUCUCCUAGCUUUCAAUCUAGACCAUGAGACCCCCUUUCCUAAGCAUUGCAGAUAUUUCACUUUUUUUCUUUCUUAUCGGAAGUUCAAUCUCAAAAGCUUAAUAUGACCUGGGUUUUACCUGUGAGCAGUCCUGGGGUUUGUCUAACUUUGUGCUGUCUGGACAGUAAAUGUUAUGCCUUAGGUUUUAUAUCCUGACGGUGGUGAUUCAGACAGAAUUAUGGGAAGCGUGUAUACAGCCAGAUUCAAAGCCUAAACCAGUUCAUUUCCUGUAUGCAGUUUUUGUAAUCUAAUUAACAUAUAGCCUGGAAUUGUAGUAAAUACAGGCACUUGUUACAUUCAUGGAAAAUGAAGUAAUUUCAAAGAUGUAUGUCACGUUGUUACUGCUUUUUUCCACUUGUGGUAAAUAUCUCACUAUACAGGGUAAUUGCUUUUUAUUUGAUACCUUAUGCUUGCUUAUAAUUCAAGAAAAGCCAACUCGAGUGUGUCAUUUUGUUUCAUCUCAUAAAAGUUUCUGGCAGAACUAUACUUUCAAAGGAAUAUGAUAGAAUUUCUUUUGGACAAUGUUUGUAUUCAACAUGCUAAUGACGUCAUUCCUUUCUCGGCAUUACUCAUUACCAUGGUGAUAGUCAAGUCAGUUCAAUAACUCAUUUUAGUGACAUGUAUGAGGCCACUUAAAUAUUUUUAAGAUAAUGUAUAUCGAUUAGAAGGAUUUAGAAGACAAAUUUAUGGUAGAAAUUAGCCUUUCCUCUCUCUAAGUUAAUUUAUGUGACCUGCUUUGAUGGUUUCAGUUGUAAUUUUGGAAUGGCUUCUUUGUUAGAUAUCCUUCUCUUUUGUCUUUCUCUCAUUAUUUUGACCUGGCUUUGGAGUAUCUUAAAAUUUAUUUAUUAAUGAGUAUUCAGAAGGCAAUUGAGUUUGAAAAUAUCUCUUUAAAAAUUAUCUAGGAGCGUGUAUCACCAGAGAUCUUCAGCCAGUCUUACUGCUAUGCUGGGUAAGACCAGAAACCCUCUUGUCAGGAUGUGGCCUCCUAAUGUGGUCUUGCUGUUGUCUCUAAAUAGGGAACCUAUAAAAAAUGAAAUUGAAAUUUCUAACUUUGUAGCAUAAUUUAUCCAAUUUUGUUUUGUUCCUCUGUUUUAUGUUGGCCACCAACCUUUUCUCCUGAGCCCUAAAUAAACCAUCCAUCUUAAAAACAAAGUCAAAGAUCUAGACAACAUUUUGAAAUUUUACUUAAAUAUGAAAGCGAGAAGGAAGAAAUGAAAUAAAAUCAAAAUCUCAAAUUCUCCUAAAGAGGAAAAACCUAAAUAUCUAAACCUACGAAAUAAAUUGCCUGAGGUUAGUUUAGUUUUGCUUUGUUUUAUUUUAAUUUUGUGUUGAUCGUUGGAUGGUUUAAUGAUACCUAAAUGAAAUCUGAACUUGAUAGAUUUUACAUGUAUUCGUUGGCAAACUCAUUUUGUUUGUUGUACCAUAAGCAAAUUGAGUCUACUACCAAAGUUUACUGUAUGAAUCUUGAUUCAUUAGGCACUAGUCAUGCCAAACGGAAGUCUCAGAAUAGUUUAAUCUUUUCAAAGAUACAAUGGCCAACUGUGUGUGAAUAAUGCAAAGCUUGAUAUUCUUCUGUAUUCUUCAAAUUUUAUAGUCCUGAGACUAGAAGAGAUCUCCAGAGGUCAUCUGGCUCAUCCAUCUACCUCCAGAGAGGACUGUCACUCAGGCAUGCCCAACAGGAUAGAUACCCAUCUAUUCUUAACAUCUUUAGGGAAGGCGGUUACCUUGGUAACACAAUCCGGUUCUCGUAGGUUUUUCUCACAAUAAGAAAAUAUCUUGGCCACUCGUUAUGAGCUAGGCACCUGGCAACAGUUGUGGUGAUUUGGGCCAUUGUCCUGGGAGACUCGAAAAAAGUUGGGUUUCCCCUACCUUUGAUGAUUAUUACAUUUGAUGAUUCCAUAAGAAGUUAGAUUUUUAAAAAUAAAGAUGUGGGUACUGAGACAAUGCUCAGUAACAUGACCUGUUCUUGACAAAUAUGGCUAGAGUUGUUUUUUGUUUUUGUAUUUUUGUUUUACCAUUGCUGUGAUGUCAGGAGGCAAUGUCAGGAAAAGUGACUGUUUCAGAUCCCCAGUGACAAACAUCAGAACUAGGAUCAAGUUCUCAACUUUUAAACUGCUCAAUUUUCUGAGAAGUUACAAUUACAAAAAGUGAGCAUUUUCUACCUUCUUGCUUCUAAAUAAGUACCUUCUCGUUAAUCUUUCUUUACCCUAAAAUGACAAAUAAGAAUCUCAAGUUUUUCCACUCUUUCUGGGGAAGAUGUGACUAGUUGUAGACAGUCUGAUGUGGAAUAAAAUGACUCCAGAGAAUUACUCAGCCACCAUUUGAUCCCAGCCUUUGUCCCCAUGGUAUUUAAACAAGGGCUGCUUGCCUGCUCAGGGAUCAGCGAAAUGAUUAAAAAAUCUGUCAUCUUGACAAGGCCUGAAAAUGACGGGAGGAGUCCGGGAGGGUGGUGAUAUUUUUUCUGAUUACAUCACUUGAUCCAAGCCCCCUCUGCAGCUUUCAGAGCAUUUUCUGUUUGCUCAGAGUUGCUUCCAACUCUGGAAGAUGGGGAGCACCCCUGAAGUCAGUUUCCUUUCUCCAUGGGAUUUUUUUGAAUCUCAGUACAGCUGCUCAUCUCCCCAAUUCGGAUGCUCUUGUGAAAUGACAGCCACAUCAGUGUGGUUGCUCCCCACAUAUAACACUAGGGGAAAUAACCCUUUCUUGCUUCUACAAAAAAAAAAAAAAAAAAGCUAUAGAAUGCUUAUGUAAAGAAUGUUGAAUCAUUUGGCCCAUGUUUUAAUUGACUCUAGGUACCUCUAUGGAAAUAAGUCUGAGGCGUAGUUUGUGAAACAUGUUUCAAAAGUGUUUGAUGUAAAAUAAACGCUAGUCAUUUACAGUACAGAAAUAGUUAAAAACAUUAAAAACCUGUAGAUUACAACUCUGUUCCUAAGAACCUCAGCCUUGAUUGUGUCUUAGUAACGUUGAUCUGCUUUCAUUUUAGUUUAUUGCAUUUCUGGUGUAAUAGCCUCUUAAGAUAGAAUUAUUAAUACAUAUGUACUGGUUAAUGCCUGUUAAUGCAGAAAAUGGCACUUUGUUAUUUCAAUGUGUUUCCCUCAAUGUCACAGGGUAUAUCAAUUUGAUAGGAAAAGGUCAUUUGACAUUAGUCAAAAAUGCAUUUUCCCCAUUUAAAAUAUAUAUGUAUAAUUGGUUGCAUAGACAAAUGUCACUUUUUGCAGUAUCUUUACCUUGACCAUAGUCUUAGAUAUCAAUUGUGUCUCCACUUUCCAGCUGCCAUAGAAAUUUGGUACAUUUGCAAAUUUUGGUGAAUUCUAGUGAGCUGAAUGUAACAGUAGAUCAAAUUAUCCAAAGCACUUAGGUGUUAUCCUUCAGUCUAUGUUGAAACGUUCGGACAUCGGGAAUGGUCUGUACACAAGGGAAGUCUUUUGAGACUGUUUGUCUUUUUGGUUUUGUUUGUUGUUUGCUUUUUGCUGGCAAAAAAAAAGUAAAACGCAGUGAGAUAAACUCACUGUAACUUUUUUUUUUACAUUGUGAUUGGUUUUAUCUUUUAGAUGAUUUCUGUUAUUACUUUUACUCAACAUCAAUAGAAUUUCAAUAGAUAUUUUAUUACCAUUGUGUUCAAUCUAGUAACUUAGAAAGGUUGAAAGGGAAGAAAAUCAAACUACAGUUCAUAUACACAAUCACUUUACACUAAAAUGUCAUGUUGUAUGUCACACAAUUUCUAGAUUGGUUUCUCUUGUGUAUAAGUUAUAACAUCAAAGAUGCCAAAGGGUAUAUAAAAUAAGCUACAAUAAUAUUCAACAGAACUUAACCUGGACCUUAUGUUGUAAUAAUUUAUUCCUAUUAGCUGUAGUCUUCUGUAUUUAUAUUUUCAGUAUUUAUUAUGAAUGACAUGGAAAUUCGUGUAUUUAUUGUGGCUUUUUAUUGCAGUGUGUAUAUAUAUAUAUUACAAAUAAGCAUUUUUAAGUCUUAUCUUUAAGUUUCUUUUAUUAGUGGCACUUGUAUUAUGCUGUACUUUUUAUCAUAUAUUGUACAAUAUCUUGUCCAUCUGUUUGCAGCAGAGUAAAACCGGUUUCUAAGUUGUAUCUAC